Molecule: messenger RNA, 348 nt
Organism: Debaryomyces fabryi
Lineage: Eukaryota; Fungi; Ascomycota; Pichiomycetes; Serinales; Debaryomycetaceae
Exons: 1
Coding region: 1-348 (115 amino acids)
Source: RefSeq, a predicted model, not a curated record
AUGGCCAAGCAAAACAAGGUUAACAAGAAACACAUUGGCGGUAGAUCUACUGGAAAUGCCAUCAAGAAAACUAAAUCUGUACAAAAGCCUGUGUCGAAGAGUAAAUUAAAGCACCAAUCAAAAUCUACUAAAGAGAAAAUUAAUAGGUUGAAUGCCAAUAUGGCCGAAUACAACGAAGUCAAGGACUCCUUGAUGAAUAUGGAGAAGCCGGCGCCUGUGAAAUAUGCGCUAGAUGCGAAGGACCUUCAAGCAGAUUUGAAAAAAGAUGAGGAGAUUAAGGCCCAAAAUAAACUCGUCGAAAGCGAUAUAUCGAAACAACUAGAAUUGAUAACCGGAAUGGGGUUAUAG